AUGGAGGAGGAUAACCUGCGGGAUUUAAUGAACCGCCUGCGGUUUGCCACAGGCAAGGCCAUUGAGGCCCCCAUGCCAGAGGCCACCACCACACGCAUCGGUGAACAGUGUCGUUUGGUGAUUCAACAGGCACUAUGCCACCAUCCCGCCUUGGCCAUACUUCAACAGACAAGGGAUGAACUUAAGAAACAUGUUAUGAAACAAAUUCAAGACUCUCUUCAGACUGAGGGCUCACCUUCGGAUGAUGUGGGGCGUCUGCUUGGGUGGAUCAAUGAGACAUCAGAGGCGCUGGAGACGGAGCGAUUGUCAGCCGUUUACAGUGACCCCGAGGAGGUGUUUAAUGUCUUGAAGCGUCGAGCACUUGGGGAUUUGGGCAUUGAGGCGCUUCCCAAACAC
Trypanosoma cruzi is the source of this 396-nucleotide messenger RNA. RefSeq lists its product as uncharacterized. The annotation marks the transcript as partial. Lineage: Eukaryota; Euglenozoa; Kinetoplastea; Trypanosomatida; Trypanosomatidae. The transcript has a single exon. The record is from RefSeq and is a predicted model, not a curated record.